AAACCCCAAAACACCAACAUUCAUUCUUACACAAAACGACAAUAAAUUUGUGAAAAAAUGGAGCUUUCUACUUAUAAGAAUAACUGCGAAGAAGGCAGUACGACAGAGAAUAUUGUGUUCUUUGACUUGGAAACGACAGUGCCCAGAAGAGCCGGGCAACGGUUCUGGGUAUUGGAAUUCGGUGCAAUCGUAGUUUGCCCUCGAAAGCUGGUGGAGUUGGAGAGCUUCAGUACUGUUAUAAGGCCAGGGGAUCUGUCUGCCGUGUCGUUGAGGUCUUCUCGGUGUGAUGGGAUUACUCGAGAAACGGUAGCCAAAGCGCCGUCUUUUGAAGAAGUUGCUGAUAAGAUUUUUAACGUUUUGGAUGGCAGAAUAUGGGCAGGGCAUAACAUACAAAGGUUUGACUGUGUAAGAAUUAAGGAGGCCUUUGCAGAUAUUGGUAGGCCUGCCCCUAGACCUCUUGGAAUGAUUGAUUCUUUAAGAGUUUUGACUCACAAGUUUGGCAAAAGAGCUGGUAAUAUGAAGAUGGCGACGUUGGCUGAUUAUUUCGGGCUUGGGCAGCAAAAACACAGAAGCCUUGAUGAUGUUCGGAUGAAUCUUGAAGUUCUGAAGCACUGCGCAACCGUUCUUUUUCUGGAGGCAAGCCUCCCAAGCACAUCGAAUGGAAGCUGGCGUACGGACUGUAAUAGUACAAUAAUGACCAGAAGUAGAAGCCAUGGGAAACUGGUGUGCCGGGAACGAGAAGAACCAAGUCGAAAAUCUCCCCCAACUUCUAUUGCUACUUAUAAUAUUGGAUAUCAACGAUCUGUUCCCUACACGAGGGCAAGUUUGGGAAAGAUGACAGAGAGAGUGAAGAAUCUUGUGCUCUGUAAAGGCAAUGGAAAUCAGCCUUUGAUAAGCCAAUUACUCAGGCAUUCUCAUUCGCUGCUCCGGUGACAAAUUAAUAAUUUCUAGAGAGAGAGAGAGAGUAAUGAAUCGCCGACCCACGACGUUGAUUUUUUGCUGCCUCACAACUCCUAAUUGUCUGAUCUAAUAAUUAUUCUUUAUUCAAUUAAUGUAUAUGUAGAUUUAUUGAGAAUAGGUCGAUAAAUAUAUAUUUCCACGUAAAUUAACAAGCUAGCCAGACCGUAUUCAUUUGUCAAAUUGGCGGAAGGAAAAAACGAAUUGAUGAAUAUUACGGUCGAGAGGACAACAUUGAAUAAAGAGUAGUACUUGACUUCAUUAUUAAUCUUGUUCGAUUGAUUCAUUUAUCGAAAUGAAGUGCCCUAGCAACACCAUGCACCUCGCUUUUAAUAUAUUCGAUCAGUUAUGUUGCUGUAUAGAAAACCAUGAAAUAUCUAUUAAUUUAUUUGGUUUCUCAUUGAUAUUUUCAAUAAAAACAAUCAUUUA
Molecule: messenger RNA, 1386 nt
Organism: Humulus lupulus (European hop)
Lineage: Eukaryota; Viridiplantae; Streptophyta; Magnoliopsida; Rosales; Cannabaceae
Product: protein NEN4
Exons: 5
Coding region: 58-933 (291 amino acids)
Molecular function (GO): 3'-5' exonuclease activity; nucleic acid binding
Source: RefSeq, a predicted model, not a curated record